GCUUAUUGCCGAAGGGGAUUUGCUUGCGGGGAGGCGCGUCUCGCACAGCUCUAUCGUAAAAUAAAUCGCUGGCAAAAGAUGGAGUUAUUUGCUAUGAUAUGGUUUUUAAGCAUUUUAUGUGUAAAGAUUAACGCAGAAUUUUCGGCACAGGAUUGUCGAGAGCUGGGUUUCAUCAAAUCACAACUAUUGUGCUCAUCGUGCAAAAGUUUGAUUGAUUAUGGACUGAACGAAUUCAAGGAACACUGCCUAGGAUGUUGCCAGAAGGACAAUGAAACCAACUCGAGCCUAAAUGUGUACCCAAAAGCAGUAUUGGAAGUAUGCUCGUGUAAAUUUGGAGCUUACCCACAAAUUCAAGCGUUCAUAAAAAGUGAUCGUCCGGCCAAAUUCCCCAACCUGACGAUUAAAUACUUACGAGGUUUGGACCCGCUAGUGAAACUAAUGGAUGAACAUGGAAACGUAAAAGAAACUUUGUCGAUCACCAAGUGGAACACUGAUACCGUACAAGAGUUUUUUGAAACGCGAUUAGCUAAAGUUGAUGACACCGAUUUUCUCAAAACAAAUCAAGUGUAAUAAACAGCAAGCAGUUUACGCAGUA
Messenger RNA from Anopheles aquasalis, 595 nucleotides. Its product is annotated as selenoprotein F. Gene Ontology annotation, cellular component: endoplasmic reticulum lumen. Gene Ontology annotation, molecular function: oxidoreductase activity. Lineage: Eukaryota; Metazoa; Arthropoda; Insecta; Diptera; Culicidae. The record is from RefSeq and is a predicted model, not a curated record.